Molecule: messenger RNA, 669 nt
Organism: Solanum tuberosum (potato)
Lineage: Eukaryota; Viridiplantae; Streptophyta; Magnoliopsida; Solanales; Solanaceae
Product: histone H2A.1
Exons: 2
Coding region: 72-512 (146 amino acids)
Cellular component (GO): nucleosome
Molecular function (GO): DNA binding; structural constituent of chromatin; protein heterodimerization activity
Source: RefSeq, a predicted model, not a curated record
CUUUCAAAUCUCAAUCAAAGCACUCAAGCUUUCUUCUGUAUUACUCUCUUUAAGAUUUUCUUCACACAGCAAUGGAUGCUACUAAGACAACUAAAGGUGCCGGAGGAAGAAAGGGUGGCCCAAGGAAGAAGUCCGUCACCAAGUCAAUCAAAGCUGGUCUUCAGUUUCCAGUCGGUCGUAUUGGUCGUUACUUGAAGAAGGGUCGAUAUGCUCAGCGUGUAGGAUCUGGUGCUCCAAUUUAUCUCGCUGCUGUUCUGGAAUACCUUGCUGCUGAGGUGUUGGAGUUGGCUGGAAAUGCGGCCAGAGACAACAAGAAGAGCAGAAUCAUUCCUAGACAUGUGCUUUUGGCAGUGAGGAAUGAUGAAGAGUUGGGAAAAUUGUUGGCUGGAGUUACAAUUGCAAGUGGAGGUGUUCUUCCUAACAUUAACCCAAUUCUGUUGCCUAAGAAAUCCGCAGUUGCCGAUGAGAAGGCACCUAAAGCCAAGGCAGCAAAGUCGCCAAAGAAGGCAUAAGACUCAUUUAGAAGUUUCAUCGUCGGGUUAAAUAUGCGGCAAUCUUUUGUCUAGUUUAUCGGUACUUCUAGUAGUAGGAUGUAGAUUUCUGUUAUGGUUUGAUAACCUUGGUGUAACGUGCUUGGAAAUAUAAUAGAAAUUAUCUCAUUUUCUAUCA